Molecule: messenger RNA, 1266 nt
Organism: Quercus robur (English oak)
Lineage: Eukaryota; Viridiplantae; Streptophyta; Magnoliopsida; Fagales; Fagaceae
Product: leucine-rich repeat protein 1-like
Exons: 7
Coding region: 279-926 (215 amino acids)
Molecular function (GO): protein binding
Source: RefSeq, a predicted model, not a curated record
UCCUUUUAGUUUUAUGGGCUCUAUAAAUCUCCCACCAAAGUUUUGAUUCCUUGCCUCCUUGCUAAGAAGAAAGAGGCAACUCUCUAUCUCUCUCUCUCUCUCUCUCUCUCACACACACAUACAAACUGUAUUCAUAAGGAUCUUGACUCCUUGAGUCCCUUAAGGCUCUUGAGAGUUUUAGUCUGUGUGUUAUUCAUAAAAAUCUUAACCCUUGAGGACCCUUUUAAGGUUCUUCUCAAGUUUUAGCCACAGCUAGCUUCCAAGUUUUGCUAUUGAAGAUGAGGGCAAUGUUUCAUCUUCUUACUGCUUUUCUUCUCUUAUCAACCCUUUUAGCACCUGCAAAUGCAAACUUAGAAGGGGAUGCUCUGUACGCGUUGAGGAGAUCUGUGAAGGAUCCAAAUGGUGUUUUAGAGAGCUGGGAUCCAACUUUGGUUGAUCCCUGCACUUGGUUCCACGUUACUUGCGACAGUGAUAAUCGAGUUACCCGACUUGACCUAGGUAAUGCAAAGCUGUCAGGCAGUCUGGUUCCCGAGCUGGGGAAUCUCGAGCGUCUUCAAUAUCUGGAACUGUACAUGAAUAAUUUGACUGGUCCCAUACCAAAGGAACUUGGAGGAUUGAGAAGCCUCGUUAGCUUGGAUCUUUACCACAAUAUCCUAACUGGGUCCAUCCCAGCCUCUCUCUCUAAGCUUUCUAAUCUCAAAUUCCUGCGAUUGAAUAGCAAUAACCUGACUGGAAAAAUACCAAGGGAACUUACCAAACUUGGAAGCCUCAAGAUCUUUGACGUGUCAAACAACGAUUUGUGUGGAACAUUUCCAACCUCUGGAUCCUUUUCUAAGUUCUCUGAGGAAAGUUUCAUGAAUAAUCCAAGACUUGAAGGACCAGAACUGAUGGGAUUUGUGAGAUAUGAUGUAGGAGGAAGCUGCUAAUGAUGUACCAAUUAAUAGGCGAUAAUGUGUUGCCAUUCCACCUGUCUAAUUUCUCUUUAUAUGGGACGAGUUUUAUGUUUAACUAAUAUAAUUAUUACCUAGCAUAAUUACUAAUCACCAAGAAAAAGCCUACUUAUAUUUAGUGCAGAGAUUUUCCAUCUCCAUGUUUUCUUUAAAAUUUCAACUUUCGACCACCUAUUUUUCCAUUUUGAUGAUGUAAAUCUAUGUAUGUUCUGCUCCUUUCUUGGAGCUAUCAAGGUGGUUUGGUUUUGUGGAAGCACGUUGUAUUGUACCGUUUAUAUACAUAUAUAGAAAUCAAUGAAGUAUGAACUUUUGGUUC